AAUCUCCUCGCCGAGCUGCGAGCGCUGAAAGAGGCUAACCAGCGGCUAAGCGAUGACAACCAGGAGCUGCGCGAUCUGUGCUGCUUCCUGGACGACGACCGGCAGAAGGGACGCAAGUUGGCACGCGAAUGGCAACGAUUCGGCCGGUACACGGCCAGUGUGAUGCGGCAGGAGGUUUCCGCUUAUCAGACAAAACUGCGGCAGCUGGACGACAAGCAGCAGGAGCUGAUUCGGGACAAUCUGGAGCUGAAGGAGUUGUGUCUGUAUUUGGACGAGGAACGAUCGAACACCAAUCGGCCGGCAGCGGUUUGCGGAAACUGUGGAGCGGCCCCCGGUAGUACGACCAGUGCGAAUGCUGUUCCCCUCCGGGACGACGGAGAUGGAAGCAGCUCGAGCACGAACGCUGAUGAGAAUAUCCACCAGAUAGGAGGAGGGCAGUUCGGCAGGAAUGGAUUAACGGAACUCAACCUCCGCUCCGCCCUAAGCGACCAAACCCUGCAGUACGUCCGAUCGCUUGAAUCCCGAAUACGACAGCUGGAAGAGGAACGAUGCGCCAUCCUGAAAAACGUCCAACCAAUCGGACCCACCAACGGAACAGGACCCCCAGUAUCGAAUAACAACUCCACCAACAAUCAGCCGCCACCUCCAUCGUCCAUUGCUGAUCCCAUAUCGGGCCGACCGGAAGCAGUGGUGCGAGCCCUUCAGGUCCUGGAGGUCCGAGAACAACUCGAAAGGGAACGAAUUGGACCGAACAUCACGUCCGAUCUUCAACUGGACGACGGUGAAAAAGCACUGGUACGCGAGAUGUGCAACGUCGUGUGGCGAAAGUUGGAGGAUGCUCCGAAUACUGGAAUCGAUCAACACGUUUGACAGGUGGUUCCCUUGGGUCGAAUGUGGUGUGCUUGAAAUUUUCGGUGGGACAUUUAAAGCUGUGCUUGAUGAUUUCAGGAUAUAAGUGAAAGCAAUUGAAAUACUACGGAGGUUACAGAACAAUCUUCUCACUUGAUCCAUAAAAACCAUCACAGGCUUCUGCUAUAAGCGUAACUCCUGAUUUCCUGCGAACCGCAGUUUCCCUAUCUGGAGUUUCAAAAUCCAGCUGAAUUAGCAUGACACGGCGCAAUAGCUAGAUAGAAACACACCCAGAGCACAUGGAGGCUUCCUUGUGUAGCUUGUAUUCUUGCCCUCCACCUUCAUUCUUAACCCCUUUCCCCACAAACCUCAACACCGCAACUACAAUGAUGUACAAAUUAAUUAUAAUGAUUCUUCACAGAAAAUAGAAAAACACGCGGCCUGCGCGCCGCGCGCGCUCGUGUUUACUCAAUAGUGAGCCAACAAGAGAUGGCAGAGUCGGAAAUCCCGUCGGAAAAAAAUAGUUUGUGUACAGGAAUGCCAACAAAUCAUCAGACGACAAAACAAGCCUUCAAUCCGUCCCAAAAUGGGGACCGGAUCAAAAUGUAGUGGAGCGUUGAUGCGAGAGAUUUCUAAAAUCUCUCUGAGAGCAGUUUACUUACAGGAGAAUGUAACCUAAUCACUUAAAAUUAACAAAGUAUUUAUCGUCGUUUAUCGUUAUAUUUAUGUCAAUCACAAAAAAAAUGAUAAGAUGAGAAUGAAAUACAAUCCAACUUACCACCAAGCCAGCUAAUAGCAUCAAGUGUGGCCACUUUUGUGUAAUUUAGUGUUGAUACAGGACUAAAAAGUUUGAAGUCAGCUCUAAACUACACUAAGGGCCAACUAAAUGCUAAUAUUAGGUUUGGUGAUUAUUUGGAAAGUUCAGAAAAAGUGUGGAAAAUGAUGAUUUGCUAAUGCCCGGUGACACGUUAAGUGUUUGUGGAAUAAUAUGCUCGUCGAAAUGAAGAAUCAAUAAAUACCUUGCAUGUACGGUUGAACCCAAAACGAGAUUUGAUUAAGAAGUAUUGUAAUAAUGUAUGCAUGCCGCGUUUAUAGGUAGGUUUACACAAUUUACAAACUAAAUAACGGAAGAAAACAAUAUUGGACAAUAUUUCAGCGCUAUGUAUCUGUGUAUCCUAGGAUUUCUUGUUAGAGGUUGUUUUUUAUACAUAAUUUUUAUUAUUAUUAAAAUGGUUGUUAUUCUUA
This is a messenger RNA of Aedes albopictus (Asian tiger mosquito), 2094 nucleotides long. RefSeq names its product coiled-coil domain-containing protein 85C-A-like. Lineage: Eukaryota; Metazoa; Arthropoda; Insecta; Diptera; Culicidae. The record is from RefSeq and is a predicted model, not a curated record.